AUGACUGCAGAAAUCGAAUCAUUACGAAAUGAGAUAGCAAACAUGAGGGCGAGGGAAACUAGAACUGAGCAUGGACCUAUGGCUGAUGUUAGCGGAGAUCGGAAUCUGGGCAAUGGGGAUCAGGAACCAAGGGCGCAAAGCAAAGCACAGAGAUCAAUAUCCCCGUCAGCCGGAGGCGAGGAAGGCGAAGCAGCAGGGUAUAAUCCGGUGGAUAGCUUGCAUAUGAACGAUUCUGGGCAGAUAUCGUAUAUGGGACCAACUUCAAUCCCUCUCUCAGAUCUUCCAGCCAGGUCAAUAGAGCAUAAUUACGACUUUUCAUCCUUGCUCCCUUCCUCUUUCCCAUCCAGCCAACCGGACUCCUAUUUCAGUCUCAAUACUUCGGCGCACAAUGAUCUGCUCGACCUUUACUUCAAGUAUCUGAACGGUUGGACCGGCUUCGUUGACGAAAUAGGCUUCCGCACAGCGCUGGACGAUCCCACACACGCCAACCAUGCGUACACUCCGUUCUCGCACGUCUGCAUACUUGCCAGCGCGUCUCAUAUAUCGGACAACAUCGAGUUCCGAUCAAUCGCUCCGGGGGAAAGAAGCGUGCGCUUCGUGAAUGCUGCUCUUCAGAUGCUCGGUAGAGAGAUCGAAUGUCCGAAUCCUUGCACCAUAAAUGCCGUAGUGCAGUUAGGCCUCAACGCAUUCGAUUCUGGUAAAAGCAGUACAGGCUGGACAUUAGCAGGACUCUACAUCCGGAUAAGCCAGGGUCUUGGACUCGGGGUCAAUACGUCCAAGUUGGUGGAACAGGGCAAGAUGGAUACUUUGUCGCGGCGAGCGAGAGAAGAUGGAUUCUGGACGGCGUAUGUCGACGAUACCCUGACCUCCCUUUACUCAGGACGUCUUCCAUCCAAGGAGCUGGAAGACCACGACAUACCCUUACCGGACGCAUCGCCAGGACCCAUUGAGGAUUGUACGGGCACCCAUCCGAUCAUGGAGCUUGCCCUGGUCACUAUCUGUGCAAUUGCGAGGAGAGUGAUGCAUUGGUUCUAUAGCAUACGUAAGGAGAGACCGAGAUACGCGGACAAAGUGCAAGUCAUGAGAAGCGAUCUGGAAGCUUGGGGCAAGAGAUUCGAUCCCCGUGCCGCAGACCCGCCGCGAAGUCCGACAUCCCCUUCAGCUAUGCAGCAUCAAAUGCGACGCGCACCAGUCACGAACUCCCAGAACUUACAUGUCGCCGGGUCGUUCUUCAUCCUGCUUUUGGCCGAUCUGUACGAUCAGCCCGACAAAUCGGUCCAGCGUAGACAGGCGGAGGAAGGUCUGGAUCAUGUAGUGAGCUACUUAAACCUGCUUGCGGGCUCAUGGGCUAUAGCUUCACAAGCACUGGAGGCAAUUCAGAAGAUGCGGCAUGAGUACGCGGUCAAUACAGAUCUCGUUGAUACACAGAACAACCUGUGGCGAAAUGCUCUGGCGGAAGACAUACGACUGACGUUUGAUAUAGAAGAGUUUCUCAGAGGGGAUUUGGGUCUGAAUCUGGUAGACCUGGGUGUAUUCUCCGGUGAUCCCGACCUAAGCAUAUUUGACGAGCUGGGCUGA
Kwoniella mangroviensis CBS 8507 is the source of this 1578-nucleotide messenger RNA. RefSeq lists its product as uncharacterized. The coding region runs from base 1 to 1578 and encodes 525 amino acids. Gene Ontology annotation, biological process: DNA-templated transcription. The record is from RefSeq and is a predicted model, not a curated record. Gene Ontology annotation, molecular function: zinc ion binding; DNA binding. The transcript is spliced from 7 exons. Lineage: Eukaryota; Fungi; Basidiomycota; Tremellomycetes; Tremellales; Cryptococcaceae.